AUGUCUUCCAACAUCUACCUUCCUCACAUCCUUCUCUCCAUCCCCAGGCAUCCAGUUACAGCUUUGGGACUUCCUCUAGCGCUUGGAAUACUCAGUGCUUCUUCCACGAAAUCUGUUGUUCGAGGUCAGUGGUAUCGGAAUCUGCGCGCACCUCCUGGCCGACCUCCACGUCAGGUUUUUCCUAUCGUCUGGCCUCUUUUGUAUUUGUCUAUGGGUUAUGCUUCCCACCUCGCUGUCAAAGCAUUCGAUAGCUCCCUUUCCUCAAGUGUCAAAUCGUCCUUGACCUUAGGACUUGCGCUCUACUACACGCAACUAUCGCUCAACUUCUUAUGGAGUCCUCUGUUCUUCAAUUCAAAGCAGGUCGGUUUAGCACUUAUCGACAGCGCUCUCUUGGCCGGGACAAGUUUUUAUAUGACUAAACUAUUUCAUGCACCAACAAACUCAAGAACCACGGUGUUCUUGUUGCCAUACUGCGCAUGGCUUACCUUCGCGACGUACUUGAAUGGUGGCAUAUGGUGGCUUAACCGAGGAACAAAUGAUUUUUCCAGAGGAGACUAG
Molecule: messenger RNA, 558 nt
Organism: Marasmius oreades (fairy-ring Marasmius)
Lineage: Eukaryota; Fungi; Basidiomycota; Agaricomycetes; Agaricales; Marasmiaceae
Exons: 6
Coding region: 1-558 (185 amino acids)
Cellular component (GO): mitochondrial outer membrane
Source: RefSeq, a predicted model, not a curated record